Molecule: messenger RNA, 2832 nt
Organism: Morus notabilis
Lineage: Eukaryota; Viridiplantae; Streptophyta; Magnoliopsida; Rosales; Moraceae
Product: putative disease resistance protein RGA3
Exons: 6
Coding region: 1-2832 (943 amino acids)
Biological process (GO): defense response to fungus
Molecular function (GO): ADP binding
Source: RefSeq, a predicted model, not a curated record
AUGGCUGAAGCGUUUGCCAAAGUAGUGCUUGAAAAUCUGAAUUCCCUGAUCCAAAAGCAAUUCGGAAAGCUUUGGGGGGUCAAGAAAGAGAUGGAAAAGCUCUCCAGCAUGCUCUCAACGAUUAUUGCUGUUCUUGAAGACGCUGAGGAGAGGCAGUUCACAGACUGCGCGAUCAAGAAUUGGCUGCAGAAACUUGGGGAUGUUUCCUUUGAGCUGGAUGAUGUUUUGGAUGAUUGUGAAAUGGAGGCCUCUUGGUUGGAGAUUGAAGGACAAAAGCAUAGAUGGACCGGAAUGGUACGCUCUUCUUUAUCUUGUUUCAAACCGAUGAAUACUUUGUUUCGUCUAAGGAUCGCAAACAGGACGAAAGAAAUUGGAGAUAGACUGGAUCAAAUCGCAAAUGAGCGAAUGAAGUUUCACUUGAGGGAAGUGGUUGGGGAGAGGCAAGGCCAAGCUAUAAGAGAAAGACGUGAAACUAGCUCCUUUAUUACUCAGCAACAUGUGUAUGGAAGAGAAGAAGACAAGGAAAAAGUUAUUGGCUUUUUAGUAGAUGAUGCAAGGAAUUGUGAGAAUAUUUCAAUCUACCCCAUUGUUGGUCUGGGGGGCAUGGGAAAGACGACUCUUGCUCAGCUUGUAUUUAAUGAUGAGAGAGUUGGUAGGCAUUUCGAAUUUAAGAUGUGGGUAUGUGUUUCUGAAGAUUUUGAUGUGAAGAGAUUGGUGAAAGCAAUUAUAGAAUCGGCAACUGGUAGAUCUUGUGAAGCAUUGGACAUGGAUCCUCUACAAAAAUGUCUUGGGGACAUUCUUAAAUGGAAGCGGUUCUUGCUUGUUUUAGACGACGUUUGGAACGAAGAUCACGAGCAAUGGGACAUGUUAAAAUAUGUACUGGAUUGUGGAUCAAAUGGCUCUUCAGUUGUUGUUACUACUCGUCUAAAAAAAGUUGCUUCAAUUAUGGGAACAACGUCAAUUCAUUUCUUAUCAGGUUUGUCAGACGAUGAUUGUUGGUUGUUAUUCAAGCAACGCGCCUUUGGUAACGAAAGUGAGGAACUACCUAACCUAGUAAAAAUUGGGAAGGAAAUUGUGAAAAAAUGUGGGGGAGUGCCACUUGCUGCAAAGGCUUUGGGAGGCUUAAUGCGUUUUAAAAAUGAGGAACAUGAGUGGCUUUCUGUUAAUCAAAGCGAAAUAUGGAACUUACCGCAAGACAAAUGCUCCAUAUUGCCUGCUUUAAGAUUGAGCUACUUUCAUCUUCCAAUACAGCAAAGACGUUGCUUUGCUUAUUGUGCGGUAUUUCCCAAGGAUGAUAUGAUUAGAAAUGAAAGUUUAAUUCAUCUUUGGAUGGCUAAUGGACUUAUUUCUUCUAAAGGAGGACUCGAGGCGAUGCAUGAUUUAGUUCAUGAUCUUGCUCAAUUCAUUAUGGCAGAUGAAUGUGGUGUUUUGAUGAUUUAUAAGAAUAAUUCCAUUAAUUUGCCAUUAAGACUUCACCAUCUCACAUGCAACUUUACCGACAUGGCUCCAUUGGAUGAAGUGCUUGACAUACCUUGCGCACGUUUAUGUUUAUUACACAUGCCUCCAAACAUUGGGAAACUAACUAGUCUAAGGACAUUGAGCAAUUUCAUUGUUGGAAGGAGAAGCGGGCAUCGCUUGAAUGAGUUGCACAAUUUAUCCAAUCUAGGUGGCCUUCUCUGCAUAAGCAAUCUCAAUAAAGUGCUUCCAGCCUUCAGGAAACUGUCAUCUUUAAAAGAGCUCAAAAUAGCUAACAUGAGCAGGCUCCCAUAUGUUGACUCGGAGCUGUAUGAUGAAAAUUUGAGAGGUUUCGUGUGCUUGAAAAGUCUUUAUCUGAUAGAUUUACCAAAUCUAGAAGGGCUGACAAGGGAGGGAGGAAGAGAGAUGUUCCCUUGUUUGUCAAACUUUUGCAUGGAUCGAUGCCCUAAACUGACCUUGCCCUGCUUGCCAUCUGUCAAAUUAUUUGAAGUAUUGAAACCAAGUGAAGUUUUACUAAAAUCCGUUCCAAAGCUCGACGGUCUUACUUCACUUCUCCUGACUGUUAACUGUGAUGUGACUUCAUUUCCCAAUGCGAUGUUGCAAAAUCUCACCACCCUCCAAUUCCUUAAAAUUACUGGAUUCACCAAGCUUCAAGAGUUUCCCGCCGUUAUACAACUCAACAAUUUGUUGGUUUUGGGGAUCAGUUUCUGUCAUGAGCUUGAGUGCUUACCGGAGAGAGUAUUCCAAAGCGCUACCCGUCUUAACUGUUUCAAAAUCAGAAGUUGUAAGAAGUUGAAAUCGUUGUCUGAAAGUUUUUGCAACCUCACGGCUCUUCAAUCAUUGGAGCUUGAUGAUUGCCCCGAGUUGGAGGGUUUUCCGGAUGGUCUUAACUACCUUUAUUCUCUCCAAAAAUUGAGAAUGGAUCAUAACUACGGAUUUAGCGUGUCUGCUUCUCAUAAGUUGGCUACUUUUCCAGAGGCCUUGCAACACCUUCCCUCACUUGAAUUUAUGAGUGUAUCUUAUUUUCAAGAGCUCAGAUCACUACCUGAUUGGCUUGGAAAUCUAACAUUUCUCCAAGAAUUAGAACUAAUAGGUUGCCCAGAUUUUGCAUACAUACCUGCGAGCAUUCAAAACCUCACCAACUUAAAGAAAUUGACAAUUGAGUCAUGCCCUGAAUUGGAGGAGAGAUGUGAUAGGGAAGUGGGAGAGGAUUGGCACAAGAUAUCCCACGUUCCAGAUGUUUAUGUUGGGCCAAGGAACUAUUGGGAAACCCGCAGCAGGAAAAGUUUCAGUUACGAACUUCAUCCCAUGGACUAUGACAGGCUUCGUCUAUUUCUCCUCUACGAGACCACUUAA